UCAGCAAAGUAUUAGGUCUUUUGCAGUGCACAAACCUUUUCUCAAACAUGCAGCCUAGUAUGAUAUUAAAUUUGCUUGACCUAAAGGGCUUCAUGCUUUUUCUUGUCAUAUUCCUUCUAAUUGUCGACUACCUGAAGAAUCGAAAACCUCCCAACUAUCCCCCGGGGCCACUGGCAUUGCCCUUUGUGGGAAACAUCUUCAAUAUUGACUCCAAACAACCACAUAUUCACCUAACCAAGAUGGCUGAGGUUUAUGGCAACAUUUUUGCUUUGCGUCUGGGCCGAGAGGAGACUGUGUUUGUCACUGGCUAUAAAAUGGUGAAAGAAGCUCUUGUGGUUCAAGCUGAGAACUUUGAGGAUCGUCCCUUUAGCCCAUUGGCUGAUAGAGUCAGUCAAGGACAUGGGGGUCUGUUCCUCAGUAGUGGACAUAAAGGGAGAAGGCAUCGUCGUUUCACGCUGACCACACUCAGAAACUUCGGCCUGGGGAAGAAGACGAUGGAGAAUGCCAUCUGUGAAGAGUGCCGCUACCUUCAGGAGGAGAUGGAGAGCCAAAGAGGUGAUCCAUUUGAUCCGAAAGUUCUUCUCAUCAAUGCAGUUUCCAAUAUAAUUUGUCAACUGGUAUUCGCACGGCGGUAUGAUUACACUGAUGAUACUUUCAAGAGGAUUAUUCAUUUAAUGGACAAAGCAAUAGGACUAGAAGGAACAAUAUGGGGCCAGCUAUACGAGGCCUUUCCUGCCAUAAUGAAACACCUGCCUGGGAAACACAAUGAUAUUUUUACCCACUUUGAACGCAUUCAUGCAUUCAUAAGGAAAGAGGUGGAGAGACACAAGGACAACUUUGACCCAGAGAACCCCAGAGACUACAUUGAUGCCUACCUCACUGAGAUGAAGAGUGGUUCAUGUGACCCCACCGAUGGCUUUGAUGAAACCACCCUGGUUCUAAACUCAAUGGACCUGUUUCUUGCUGGGACAGAAACCACCGCCACCACCCUGCUGUGGGCCCUGCUGAUCCUGAUCAAAUACCCAGAUGUACAGGAGAAGGUGCAAGCAGAGAUUGACCAUGUAGUUGGGCAGUCACGCCAACCCAGCAUGGCUGACCGAGCCAAUAUGCCGUACACUGACGCUGUGAUCCACGAGAUUCAGAGAGUAGGACAUGUUAUUCCUCUGAAUGGUAUGCGUAAGGCUGCAGAAGACACAAUACUGGGAGGAUACUUUAUACCCAAGGGAACAGCUCUGAUGACCAUAUUGACAUCAGUGCUGUACGAUAAGUCUGAAUGGGAAACACCAGAGGAAUUCAACCCAGGUCACUUCCUGGACUCUGAGGGCAAGUUCAGGAGACGAGACGCAUUCAUGCCCUUCUCUGCAGGAAAGCGGGCAUGCCUUGGGGAACAGCUGGCUAGAAUGGAGUUGUUUUUGUUUAUUGUGAGCCUGUUUCAGAAAUUUAAGUUUUCCACGCAAGAAGGAGUCGAGCUAAGCCUGAAAGGACGUGUGAAAUUUGCGCACACCCCAUUCCCUUUCAAAAUAUUUGCACAUACACGCUGACAGAGCAUUGACCUUUUGAAUACAUUAAACUUAUGCAAGUAAAAUGUAUCAAAUGUAUACAUCACAGAUGUAUUAUAUGCUUAUUUUUAGAGGAAAAAGUCAAGCAUCUUAACAAGAAUAAGGGAAAUGCAAAUGGUUAAUAUUACAGUAAUGGUUUGUGCUCACUUCUUUUAUCAACAAAAGAUGAAUUAUAGCACGAUUUUUACUGAUGUUUGCUCAAGUUAUCUCUUAGGCAAUCAAAGGCAUGAAAAGUGGCGCGUUAAAAUUUUGUCUAUGUCUGUAGAAAUUUUCAUGUUUCAUAUAAUUAAAUUGAUGAAAAA
Sardina pilchardus (European sardine) is the source of this 1861-nucleotide messenger RNA. RefSeq names its product cytochrome P450 2J2-like. Gene Ontology annotation, molecular function: heme binding; iron ion binding; oxidoreductase activity, acting on paired donors, with incorporation or reduction of molecular oxygen, reduced flavin or flavoprotein as one donor, and incorporation of one atom of oxygen. Gene Ontology annotation, biological process: xenobiotic metabolic process. NCBI's taxonomy places the organism in Eukaryota, Metazoa, Chordata, Actinopteri, Clupeiformes, Clupeidae. Gene Ontology annotation, cellular component: cytoplasm; intracellular membrane-bounded organelle. The coding region runs from base 48 to 1541 and encodes 497 amino acids. The transcript is spliced from 9 exons. The record is from RefSeq and is a predicted model, not a curated record.